AGAAGAGAAGCAGGAGGCCAAGCCGCAGAGGAAGGAGACGCACGGGCCGAGUGAGCGGGAGGAGGGCUCCCAACAUCCCCCCGAUUCCCCUUCUUUGCUCCGACUUCCCCGGUCCCUCGCUCCCUGGCUGCGCGUGUGUGGGUCAGUGGGCUCCCUUUUGCCCCGGGGCCAGCAGCCAGCCAGCCAGCCAGCCAUGCAUUGCCCUGGCGAGGCCCCCGGGCAGCAGCAGCAGCAGCAGCUCAAGGCAAGCAGGAGGCGCUACAAGACCUUCAUGAUCGACGAGAUCCUCUCCAAGGAGACCUGCCACUACUUCGAGAAGCUCUCGCUCUACUCCGUCGGGCCCUCGCUCCUCGUCCGGCCCAAAGCCCUCCACUCCUGCUCCGGCUCCCCUUCUCUGCGGGCCUAUCCUCUCAUCUCGGUCAUCACCCGGCAGCCCUCUGCCAUCUCCCACUUCAUCCCAGCAGGGAGCACUUCUUCGCGGGUCCUCUCUCCGCACCCGACUCCAGGGAGCACCUGUUCCUCGGAGACUCAGGCCAGUGAAACUCAUGGGAGCAGCGAAUCUGAGACGGAGCAGCCCACCCCUCGCUUGAAAAAGCCCCGUCGGAGUCGGACCAUCUUUACGGAACUACAGCUCAUGGGCCUGGAGAAGAAAUUCCAAAAGCAGAAAUACUUAUCUACACCAGACAGGCUGGAUCUUGCCCAAUCCCUGGGUUUAACUCAGCUCCAAGUGAAGACUUGGUACCAAAAUCGCAGAAUGAAAUGGAAGAAAAUGGUCCUGAAAGGUGGUCAAGAAGCUCCCACCAAGCCCAAAGGCCGGCCCAAGAAAAACUCCAUUCCAACGUCAGAGGAAAUUGAAGCAGAGGAAAAGUUGAACAGCCAGAAACAAAUCCUGGAAGAAGACCAGGCCACAGAAAAGUGUGAGUCGACCAAGGAGCAUUUGGAUGCCUCCAUAGAGACACAAGAACUUCCCGAACAUACAGUGGAACCCUCCAAGGAGGAGACAACAUCAAGUUAAAAGAGUGAAGGGAAGAAGAUAUAACUGCACCCUUAAAGGACAGUGUAAAAACUGAAUUUGCCUGCACUUUGUGCCUUAAGAAAUUUGGUGGGUCACCAUGGGGCAAAGAGACUUAUUGUAAUGGGUGACUUCAUAUAAACUGGUUCCUUUUUUCCCAAUGUUGUGUGUACACCCUUCCCAUAGAUAUCCUGGAACUAGGGAUCCCCUCGAAAGGAGAUUGCAUGCUUUAAAACUCCGAGGCUCUGGAGAUGUGUGAGGAGUCCAGGUUGUGAGAAGAGACUCUUUAGUAGCUACAUUGUUUUGGACAGAGUGGAUCUUUCUCGUGCCAUUAUUGCUAUCCUGAGCUUUGAAAUGAGUUCAGAGAAGCAACUGCCAAAGAGUGAGAGAGUUCCUACCACCAGCAUAGUUUUUUCCCUGUAAGUAAUGCUUAAGCGGGUAUGGGUCAAAACCAACAUUUUUCAUGGGAGUCAAACUGUGGGAUAUUGAUGUUCUAUCACACUGUAACCAAAGAUUCUUUGGAGGGGAAGAGAAAAAUACAGAAGAGAUCUCAGACUCACUUGGAAAAUUUAAAGGCGUUUUCACAAUGGAGGAAUUUGGAGCCUGCUAGAAGGGGGCUUCCAAGAUGGCAACCUUGAAACUGUUAGUGGAAACAGAGAUUGGAGUGGCAAGGGGGGGGGGGGCACUUUAGCUGAAUGUAUUGGUUUGCUUAGAUAUUGAUGUGGAAGCAAAAUUUGCAAAAGUUGAAGGGGAAAGAAUGUAUGGCUGCCUAUUGCUGUGAAGUAAACUAUCCAAGAUCCAAAAAACGAUGCACACAUAUUUUUCAGGAUGACAGUUCUGGGCAUCUGCCAAGGCCCAGUUGACUUCAAGAGACAAUCAACUAAAACUCAUUGUGGUUUGCUGUUCCUCUUCACUGUUGCAGCCUAUUAAUCUGCUUUCUCUUAACAAACAAGAACAGAUCUUCUGUUAGCGACAUAUACAAGUGUAGGUCUACCUUAUGCUGCAUAUUUCUUUUAUAAUUGUUGUGUUGGUAUUCUCUUCAUUCCACAACAACUCAAGGCCCUGUCCUGGGCCUACCAUUGAGUUUCUGCAGUGCUCUGUGGCCAUUCUGCAGCUUGUAGAGAUCUGGGGUGAGGGGAGAACCCAAGAAGCAUCUAGCUGUAUCCCCUUGGCUAGAUGUGAAAUGAUGGUAUCAUCUGCUAGGUCCUUCAUGGUUCUCAGCAGAUGAUGUAACAAUUCCACCUUUGACUAUGGUGACAUAGCCAGGCACAUCUCCAACUUCUCACCUUUCCACCAGUCAUAGAAUGAUGGAAGAGGCUGCAGUGACAUGAUAAUAAUUCUUCAAAGGUUGAAUGUUUCAGUUGGAAUUGUUCCACAUACUGAGCUACAGGAUUCUGGCCAAGCAGUGUAAAGAAUGAAGAGGCGGAGCCACAUUUACCAGUUUCCUUGUGAUUUACCAGUUUCCUUGCAUCCUUGGGAAAAGGUUGGCCAAUAGUAAGUGACAGUGUCAAGGAGGAGGCAUGUAUAUCUAGUGAUUUGGGAAUAUUGAAGGCAUCUUGCCCAGUAGGUAGGAGUCCAUAUUAGUAGACCUCACCUAUCCCCCAGAAGAAAGAUACAGGAACCUUUGUGCCAGUAUGUCUACAUCUACUGUGAGAAGCCUUUAAAUCUAAAAACAGUUAAUACCAUAUAACUAAAUUAACAUGUUAAGGUCCGAAUCCUAUUGGUAAUCCCGAUUAGAAUAAAAUGAAGCAUUUAUUCAAGCAAUCUUCCAACCCAACAUCUCUUUCCUGAAUUUCAAAAAGAAUUUGCAUGUUGAGUAUUAUAUAUUUGUGUAUUGUGUAUAUUAUACAUUUGAUUGAUGAACACUGCCUUUAGUUUUAUGGAUAUAAGUGGUGUGUAAAUAUUCUCCAAUAAAAAAGAGUAUACCCGUUCAGUCAGUGGGAUUUACACACAGGCUAACUCACCAUUUAGCAGUCAAUUCCAUGGGUCUAUUCUGGUUGGGACUACCAAUAGGAUUCUAUAUAGGAUUGUAUAUUUUUUAACUCAGGACUGGUCUACAUUU
This is a messenger RNA of Anolis sagrei ordinatus, 3074 nucleotides long. RefSeq names its product BARX homeobox 2 (gene BARX2). The record is from RefSeq and is a predicted model, not a curated record. Gene Ontology annotation, molecular function: DNA binding; DNA-binding transcription factor activity, RNA polymerase II-specific. Gene Ontology annotation, biological process: regulation of DNA-templated transcription. NCBI's taxonomy places the organism in Eukaryota, Metazoa, Chordata, Lepidosauria, Squamata, Anolidae.